AUGCCUCCGAAGAAGCGGCCUGCUUCCGCGAUGGCGGGUGAUGAUGAAGAAGAGCCUCGGAAGAGUCGGAAGGGGUUCAAGGAAUGGCACAAGCUGCGAGAUGCUCUGUUGCCCUUCAUAGACAAGCGGUUUUUUGCUUCGUACCACACGGAUCGUGCAAUCGCGAAGAUCGACAAGAAGAAGCUGUGCUCUCCGUUCUUUGGCAUCUUGAACAACUGCAGACAGUUGAGUCCUACGUGGAACUUUCCGGAUACCGUCAUCAAGAAAGCCUUGCUAGGGGUGCUAAAGCACGAGGACAACAUCUACUGUUGGGACAAAGCACGUUUGGCAGAGCAGAUUAAAGAAGCCGAUCGGGAUGCAUGGUCAACAACCAAUUCCUUACGACUCAGUGCUGCUUUCCGACACUACUCGCAAGCCACCCUUCGCCAAAGAGAAUGGGUUCCAAAGGCUGGGAUGAGCCCACGGACUCAGACGGGUUACUGGCAAGCAGCGAGAUCAGAGCCGUGCGCCACCGAAGGCACAGCCGAAGGCACAGCCGAAGGCAGAGAGCCGCAGGAUGAGGUGGCCUGUGAAGACAUGGACGGGGAACACGGAGCAGAUGAUCCCGACCAUGAGCCCGAGAAGGAGCCUGCAGACAACGAGCCCGCAGAUAAUGAGCCCGCAGACAAUGAGCCCCCGCCAAAAGAAACAGCGGCGGCUUUCCUGGCCAACGAUUGGUUCUUGAACACGCUGGAUGGGAUGAUGGGCGGCUUUGAUCCAUCGGACUGGUUGCGCCGCCAGACCAUGACUAGCUACCUUUCGCCGACUCCUGGUCCAAGUCGACGCCGAGAGACGCAGCUGCUGGAGAGCCCAACCGUCGAGGAGCCGACAAAGACGCCGAGCAAGUGGGACUACGAGAUGCAACGUGCCUGCCUCGAAAGCCAGACCGGCCCGGUGUUUUCUUCGAAGCCCUUUGUGAAAGAGGAUGAGGUUUUCGUUCAAUUCUCCGAUGGUCUUAUGUGGUCGGUUCCGCACCUCGACUAUGUGUACUCGAUAAUCCGCUGCAAGUACUGCACGCAAGGCUCCAAGAACCCCCUGAUCAAGGUCGAGGCUCGCGAGGAUCGCCACGAUGCCUCGAGCAAGUGGAUUCAGAAGCUCCAGCUGGUCAUCCGGACCGGCCUCAGUGUGAGGAAAGCGAUGCACAUCGCCAUGACCUUCGCCGAUUGCUAUGUGUACAUGAACUUGAAUCCGGCGGAGAUCAACUACAAAGGCUGUCGAGAUGAUCUAUUGGCUCACAACCACGAUUGGGAAGCUUCAGCUUUGGAUUGGCAAACUGUCAUUUCGCUUCGCUUGAAACACUUCCCGAGGCCGAAAGAGUCGCCUAUCAAGAUCGCGAAGCCCACGCAGACCCAGAUCGUGGAUGACCAGGCCAAGAACGAGCCGCAGGAAGCUCCCGCAGACACGGCAUCGGCACCAGACGCCGCCGGCUGUGACAACAAUAAUGAGCCAAGUGACGCCACCAACGGCGAGGAGCAGAAGCCAGCAGACGCCACCAGCGGCGAGCAGAAGCCAACAGACGCCGCCAACAACGAGGAUAAGAAGCCACCGGCAAUGGCCCCGGAAUCUAUUCAUAUCGCGAUCGAGAACUAUGCCAACAGCAUCAACAGGGACCCCAAGGAGGUGACGUUAUCCAUGCUUGAGGCUACAAAGGAAGGCUCCCUCUACUGGGCCACGGUCAACACAGACAUGUCGGCCCGUGGUGCCACGGCACAAUCCAUGGGCCGUGCCAUCCGCUUCAAAACGGACGUGAAAACCCUUUAUGGCCUACUCCUAGAUUCCUACAAGCUCGAGUUUAGGAGGGCCUGGGCAUGCUCCCGGGACUUUACCUUCGCCACGACUACCCGCAGCACCGUCAAUACAUUUCGCAAAAGAAAGGCGAAGAACUACACUCAGAUGUGCUGCCGUGACGACCUCAAGGAAUGGACGAGUACUGUGACUGUCGAGGUCUCGGAGCCGGUUAAAGGCUCAUGGUCUGAAAAGGUCCAGCUCUCGAAGGCUAUGCGAUGCUACGCGGCGGAGAACGGCAAGAGGUUGGUUGAUGUGACCGAGACCGAAGUGAGGAACUCGGAGUUGGGUGUGCAAGGCUGGGCUGCUUUGUUCGAAAAGACUCCAGGAGCCCAGCCCAAGCCCGGCGGGGAUGGCAGCAAUGCCGGUGGGGGCAAGGGCGGCAAGAAGAGGGGUUUGGAGCCGAAGCCGAUCGACACUGACCUCCCGCCGGAGCAAGCGAGCGACAAUGCUAUGAGCACGAUCACGAUCGAGUUGGGCAAGAGCGAUCCCGCCGCACGGCAGUGGGCGUCUGGGUUCGUGAAGAGCUACAAGGAAUGCCGGGUCGGGGUGCUCGAGCUCUACGCCGAGAACCCCUUCUUUCAGUCCAUGAAGGUGGCUGUUCUCUCCGCGAAGGAGCUGCAGAAGGUGAAGAAGGAGUACAAGGAUCAGUAUUUGCCGAAGCUUUGCGACUUCGUGAGUAUGUUGGGGCCGAAAAUCUCUGCUAUGGCAGAGGCUAGUGUACAGAUACAACAGAUGGCCUGUGCCAAGAAAAAUGCUUCCGAGAGUGUCAAAGCUAGCGGGGACAUCGAGGCUGCUCAGAAGUUCCGACGUCUGCUGGUCGAGAGGUUAUUGGAUGGUUCUGCUACGGCAACCGACACUUGUCAGCUUGCUUACUGGCACGUGGCAUCAGGGGGUGAGGGUGCUGAGGAUCUGGCUUUGAACCCUCGGUGCCAUCUGAGUAAAGAAUUCCCGGAGCCUGAUGUGGAAAUGGUUUCAGUUCCGAUGCAUCUGAAGAAGUCUGCUGGAAGGCGAGAUUUGAGUGAACAACAUCCGGAUUUGAGAUUGCCGAUCAUUGACUUCAAAGCUAACUGGGCUGCUUUGGUCGAGAUAGAGGUCACGAUUCCGGAUGUGGAUGUUCAACAGCAGAUCUCGAAGCUGUUGCACUAUCGAAAAAAAGGCCGUGGCCGCGGACGCUGCUUGCUGAAAGCAUUCCAACAGCUAGGGCUUCCGAAAAUGGCUAGAUUGGAGCCUUCUACACUGUUGCCAGAUGUGGGGUCCUUCGAGCAGCAGCAGUGUCCAUUCAGUUGCAUCUUUUAUGUGGCUGGUGAACACGGCCGUGUGUUGCACGUGUCUCCGCUUUUGCAAAUCCCUGGAGUCAGCUUGAGUUCUUGGUGCAUCGACUUGCUACAUACGUGGCAUUAUGGACCCAUGUCUACUUAUCUGACAUUUGCUCUUCGUGCUUUGCUGAGCACAGAGAUCUACAAGCCUGGCAAUUCAGCGGUUCUAGACAAAGAAGAAAAUGACAAGCUUUCUUUGAUGGCCCUCAAAGCGGAAUUGUGGAUGUUCUACAAGCACAGACGUGCCACAGACAAGGAGUGGAGCAAGAAAGGUUCUGAGGUGGGGAGGAAAAGGAUGAUACAAGAAUAA
Messenger RNA from Symbiodinium sp. CCMP2592, 3453 nucleotides. The record is from the annotation of a GenBank genome assembly. Lineage: Eukaryota; Dinophyceae; Suessiales; Symbiodiniaceae.